This is a messenger RNA of Alosa sapidissima (American shad), 3668 nucleotides long. RefSeq names its product neurofilament medium polypeptide-like. The record is from RefSeq and is a predicted model, not a curated record. Gene Ontology annotation, molecular function: structural constituent of cytoskeleton. Lineage: Eukaryota; Metazoa; Chordata; Actinopteri; Clupeiformes; Clupeidae. Bases 220 to 3240 code for a protein of 1006 amino acids. The transcript is spliced from 3 exons. Gene Ontology annotation, biological process: neurofilament bundle assembly. Gene Ontology annotation, cellular component: postsynaptic intermediate filament cytoskeleton; axon; cytoplasm.
CCAUCAGGAAUUGUCUUUAUCGCCUCUCCGACCUUAAAAAAACCCUCCCCUUCAUCACUGUAUUGAUUUAUGUAGACACGCAGCUGCGGCUCUAUAAAUACAGCGGGGCAGCAGUCCACUGCAUCUCCCCACACUCACCGCAUUCUCACACUCGACAUCUGGUCAGGACGCACCGACAGACGCACCAUCUCCGCAGAGCACGCACACCGGGGCUACACAAUGGAUGUCAUCGGGGCUCCAUCCCGCAGGAGAAUGCUCGAGACUCGGAGCAACCGCUCAUCCCCACCCGCCAGCCUAAGAUCACACUCCUGGUCUCAGAGAAAUCCGGGGUGCAUGUCCAUCUCCUACAAAAGAACUACCAAGAUGCCAGCAAGCAGGGCGUACACGACCGCGCCAGACAGUCUGGAACUCUCAUCCGCAUUCAAUGGUGACCACAUGUGCAACAACGAGAAGGAACAACUUCAAGGGUUGAAUGACCGAUUCUCCAGUUAUAUCGAUAAAGUCCGGUAUCUGGAAGAACAAAACAACCUGCUGGAGACUGAAAUCCAAGAACUCCGGCAGAAAAAGUUCACGCAGUCGCAACUUAGUGAUGCUUUCGACCAAGAGCUCGGCGAACUCCGCUCCGCGCUCGAGCAACUGCAUAGAGAGAAAGUGCAGAUUAUUAUUGAUGCCGAUAACGUCGAAGACGACAUCCACCGUCUCAAAAACCGCUACGAGGAUGAAGCCCGCUUUAGAGAAAAAAUCGAGAUGUCAAUCCGGGAAAUGAAGAAGGAAAAAGAUGACUCGGAUCUGAUGAAAUUGGAUUUGGAGAACAAAGUUCAGUCCCUCCUGGAUGAGGCAGACUUCCUGCGCAGUAACCACGAACAAGAGGUCAACGACCUCCUCGCGCAGCUCCAAGAGGCUCAAGUCCCGGUAGACAUGCGGGAAUACAGUAAAACGGACAUCACCUCUGCGCUCCGAGAAAUACGCGAGCAGCUGAACGGUCUCUCACCCCAAAACUUUCUUCAGGCGGAAGAGGUGUUCCAGUGUCGCUACGCCAAACUCACGGACGCUGCAGACCAGAAUAAGGACGCGAUCAAAUCUGUCCGCGAUGAGAUCGCAGAUUAUCGCCGGCAGCUGCAGGUGAAGAACGUGGAACUGGAGACUCUCCGCGGCACCAAAGAGUCCCUGGAGAGACAGCUGACUUACAUCGAAGACCGGCAUAACAACGACUUGGGCAGCUACCAGGAGAUGAUUCAUCAGCUGGAGCGGGAGCUGAAGGGCAUGAAGGGUGAGAUGGGUCACCACCUCAGGGAAUACCAGGACCUGCUCAACGUCAAGAUGGCCCUAGACGCUGAGAUCGCAGCCUACAGAAAACUACUGGAGGGGGAGGAGACUCGCUUCAGGCCAUUUGCUGACUCUUUCCCAAGCCCCGCCUUCCCAUACUGUCAGCCAAUGACCUCCUCUAAAGGGAAGAAGGAAGACAAGAAGGCGGACCUGAACGAUGACCUGGCUGCUGUAGUGGAGGAACUCCAGAAGGAGGAGGAGGCCGUGGAGGAAGAGGUGGCUGUCUCCAAGCGACCCAAACUGAGCGCUACUCCCCCUACAGGAGAGGAGGAGGAGGGUGGAGAAGAGGGAGAUGAAGAGGGUGAGGGAGAGGAGGAAGAGUCUGAGAUUGAGGAAACACAGCUGAGCAGUACCAAAGCCCAAAAGGCUGGUGCUGAAGAAGAGGAGGAGGAAGAUGAAGCACAGGAGUCAGGAGAAAAAGACAAAAAGAGUGACUUAGAGGGAGAGGAAAGAGAACAGGCAGGUGACAAGAAAGAGGUGAAGGAGGCAGCAGCACCUGAGCAGAAGCAGGAGGAGCAGGUGGAGGAGCUGAGGAGUCCCCCAAAGACUCCUGGCAGCCCCAAAGGGGAGGAGCAGAAGAGUCCUCCCAAGACACCUAGCAGCCCCAAAGAGGAGGAGCAAAAGAGUCCUCCCAUGACACCUAGCAGCCCCAAAGAGGACGUGCAGAAGAGUUCUCCUAAGUCUCCUGGCAGCCCCAAAGAGGAGGAGCAGAAGAGUCCCCCCAAGUCUCCUGGCAGCCCCAAAGAGGAGGAGCAGAAGAGUCCCCCCAAGUCUCCUGGCAGCCCCAAAGAGGAGGAGCAGAAGAGUCCCCCCAAGUCUCCUGGCAGCCCAAAAGAGGAGGAGCAGGAGAGUUCUCCUAAGUCUCCUGGUAGCCCCAAAGAGGAGCAGGACAAGGAGCUGAAGAGUCCCCUCAAGGCUCCCGUCAGCCCCAAAGAGGAGGAGCAGAAGAGUCCUCCCAAGUCUCCUGGCAGCCCCAAAGAGGAGGAGCAGAAGAGUCCCCCCAAGACUCCUGGCAGCCCCAAAGAGGAAGAGCAGAAGAGUCCCCCCAAGACACCUAGCAUCCCCAAAGAGGAGCAGGACAAGGAGCUGAAGAGUCCCCUCAAGGCUCCCGUCAGCCCCAAAGAGGAGGAGCAGAAGAGUCCUCCCAAGUCUCCUGGCAGCCCCAAAGAGGAGGAGCAGAAGAGUCCCCCCAAGACUCCUGGCAGCCCCAAAGAGGAAGAGCAGAAGAGUCCCCCCAAGACACCUAGCAGCCCCAAAGAGGAGGUGCAGGAGAAGGAGUUGAAGAGUCCCCCUAAGUCUCCUGGCAGCCCCAAAGAGGAGGAGCAGAAGAGUCCCCCCAAGACUCCUGGCAGCCCCAAAGAGGAGGAGCAGAAGAGUCCCCCCAAGACACCUGGUAGCCACAAAGAGGAGGAGCAGAUGAGUCCCCCCAAGACACCUAGCAGCCCCAAAGAGGAGGUGCAGGAGAAGGAGCAGAAGAGUCCUCCCAAGACACCUGGCAGCCCCAAAGAGGAGGAGCAGAUGAGUCCCCCCAAGACACCUAGCAGCCCCAAAGAGGAGGUGCAGGAGAAGGAGUUGAAGAGUCCCCCCAAGACUCCUGGCAGCCCCAAAGAGGAGGAGCUGAAGAGUCCCCCCAAGUCUCCUGGAAGCCCCAAAGAGGAGGUGCAGAAGAGUCCCCCCAAGUCUCCUGGCAGCCCCAAAGUGGAGGAGCAGAAGAGUCCCUCCAAGACUCCUGGCAGCCCCAAAGAGGAGAAGGUCCUCACCCGCACUGAAGAAACCAUCAGCAAUGAAGACCAGGUGGCGGCCAAGCCUGCCAAGAAGAGCAAGCCAGCAGAAGAGGUCAAAGACUCCAAAACCACCGCCAAAAAAGCAGGAAAGACAUCUGCCCCAGCCGCUAAAGAAGUGAAGGAGAAGUAAACUCAGAGCAGGGCGAGAGUAGACAAAGAGUCAAAACCACUAAGACAAGCUCCACAGCAAGAGACUAUAACUGCAUGUAAUGCUGAGGAUGGUGAGGGAGAUUUGGGCAGUGUCAGGGACAGGAGCUAUAUGAGCGCUAAUAUGAAGCCAGAGGCACAUUCAAUUUAGUGAUAAAUCUCAAAGGCGCAAACUCUCCGUCAAGUCCCAAAGGUGCGACUCCCUCAAACGUGUCGGUGACCUCUGGUCUGCUCUGACCCCACUGACCUGCCGGCUGUGCUAUGCUGCAGACGCUUCCCGCCUUAAUUGCGCCGCAAGCCCGGUGCGCUCAGCUGUGAAACAUACAAACACAAACACAAACACUGCUGUUUACAACUCCAGAGCAAUAUGGAAAACCCAUUGCCUUAAUAAAGCAAUACAGAUCUUCCAAG